Aphidius gifuensis is the source of this 1447-nucleotide messenger RNA. It is a transcript of the gene Rae1, whose product is annotated as protein Rae1. The transcript is spliced from 3 exons. NCBI's taxonomy places the organism in Eukaryota, Metazoa, Arthropoda, Insecta, Hymenoptera, Braconidae. Gene Ontology annotation, biological process: transcription-dependent tethering of RNA polymerase II gene DNA at nuclear periphery; RNA export from nucleus. The record is from RefSeq and is a predicted model, not a curated record. Gene Ontology annotation, molecular function: ubiquitin binding; RNA binding. Gene Ontology annotation, cellular component: nuclear pore. Bases 325 to 1392 code for a protein of 355 amino acids.
ACAAAUGGCCGAUAAGCCGGUUGCAAAUGCAUCAUGUGCUAAAUUGUCAACAGCAGUGAACAGCAGUCAACCACAGUCAACACUCAACAGCCACCAGUGCACACCAGUGAACAGUCAUCAAUACGUAGUUUCAACAAGUUGGUGGAGCAAAACGUUUGCAAACGUUUAAAAUACGACAGAGUCAUUAUUGAACAGCUCAAUAAAAAUAAUUGACAAAAAAUACACACCAGUUGCAACAACUGAAUUCAACUAUUAAAAUUAAAAAUAAAUCAUCAACAAAGUUUUAAAUUGAAUAAUAAAAACUCGGUUAAAAAUAAAUAAAUCAUGUUUAAUCAAGCAACAGCAUUGGGUGGUACUCCACAAAAUUCAAAUCCAAUGAAAGAUUAUGAGAUUGUAUCACCACCUGAUGAUUCAGUAUCAAGUUUGGCAUUUUCACCAGCUUCAAUACAACAAAAUUUUCUUGUUGCUGGAUCAUGGGAUUGCAAUGUUAGAUGUUGGGAAGUUGAAUCAACUGGUAAAACAGUACCAAAAUCAAUGCAGUCAAUGGGUGGACCAAUUCUUGAUGUUUGUUGGCAUGAUGAUGGAACAAAAGUAUUUAUGGCAUCAUGUGAUAAAAUGGUUAAAUGUUGGGAUUUAGGUUCAAAUCAAUCAGUACAAGUUGCUGCUCAUGAUGCACCAGUUAAAACAUGUCACUGGAUAAAAGGUUCAAAUUAUUCAUGUUUAAUGACUGGUUCAUGGGAUAAAACACUUAAAUUUUGGGAUACACGUAGUCCAACACCAAUGUUAUCAUUACAAUUACCAGAAAGAUGUUAUUGUGCUGAUGUUGAUUAUCCAAUGGCUGUUGUUGGUACUGCUGGACGUGGUCUUAUUAUAUACACACUUGAAGGUACACCAACAGAAUACAGAAAAGUUGAUUCACCAUUGAAAUAUCAACAUCGUACUGUUGCUAUAUUUCGUGAUAAGAAAAAAGUACCAAAUGGUUAUGCACUUGGUAGUAUUGAAGGACGUGUUGCAAUACAAUAUGUUAAUCCAGCAAGUCCAAAAGAUAAUUUUACAUUUAAAUGUCAUCGUUCAAAUGGUACACCAAAUACAUAUCAAGAUAUUUAUGCUGUUAAUGAUAUUGCAUUUCAUCCAGUACAUGGUACUUUGGCAACUGUUGGAAGUGAUGGUACAUUUUCAUUUUGGGAUAAAGAUGCUAGAACAAAAUUAAAACCAUCUGAACCAAUGGAACAAGCAAUAUCACGUUGUUGUUUCAAUCACAAUGGACAAAUAUUUGCUUAUGCUGUAUCUUAUGAUUGGUCAAGAGGACAUGAAUUUCAUAAUCCAAUGUUGAAAAAUAAUAUUUUCCUCAGACCAUGCUAUGAAGAACUCAAACCAAGAACCACAUCGUAAACAUUUUAGGAGAAGAAAAAAUUGUGUACAACAAAAUAAACAUUCUCCAAUUGCA